AUGCCGGCCCUCGACCUCGAGAACCCAGGCGUCUCCGCUGUGAGCGCGUUUGGGGAGCUUCUGAAUGAGCUGCUCGACGAAGCCUCUGCUGCGAAAGAGGCGGCGACCAUCGAGCCGGCUCUCUCGAAAUCCGACUUUGCCAACAUCUACGAUCGAGUCUCCUCUUCGCUUGCCCGCUCUAGCAUUGCGGGCUCUGAAAGCAAUGCGCCCCAAGACUCGCUCAGAUCUCGACAGUUCGCCGUCGUCGAAACAGCGGCUCGCGAUUCCUUCAGCAAGCUAAUCGCGACAACGUCAAUUGAUAGCCCCAAAUUUGUGCGGAUGUGGAAUUUGCUGGAUAUUCUAUCGAUACUCUCCGACGAUGGCCAAUGCGAUCCAGCUCUCCUCUUUUGGCUCGUGGAGGAGCUUCUCGACAGCCAGACGAUCGCGGGAUGCCGCAUAAUAUUCGACUUUCUUGAAUCAAGGCGAGAGCGCAUCACGGCCAAGCACUUUAAACAGAAGAAUCUUGUUAUUCUUCGAAGCUGCAACGAGCUGUUGCGAAGGCUCUCUCGCGCUGAGGACACAGCUUUCUGCGGACGAGUAUUCAUUUUUAUGUUUCAGAGCUUCCCGCUGGGAGACAGAAGCUCCGUCAAUCUACGAGGAGAAUAUCAUGUCGAGAAUGUGACAUCUUUCGAAACACCGGAAGAUGACGACGGCAAAAUGGAAGUUGAUGCCCAGGCAGAAACGCCAAAGGAAUCGAGCGCUCCCAAAGCCGGUGCAAAGAACGGAGCUCAAGAUUCAAACAAAGCGCAAGCGCCAGAUUCUGAUACACUCUAUCCUCUAUUCUGGGCUUUACAAGAAAGCUUCAGCCAACCCUUGAAGCUGUUUGACGUGGCCAAUUUUACAAAGUUCAAAAGCAGCCUAGAAUUGACCAUCAAGGCUUUCCAGGCGAUCCAUGACGACAGCUUGUAUACAUCAAAGUCCAUGGAGAACCUCAAGCGAACUCUCAAGAGAAAGAGGGAUGACGAUGGAACCGAGACGCUUCCAGAGGCGUUUAAUCCCAAAUACCUUACGACUAGGGACAAGAACUGGGUCUUUUGGAAGAUGGCCAGUUGCCCGCCCAUCCAGCGCGACCCAGUAUCGGCCAAAGGCUUCGUCGAGGCAAAGGAAGCCGCCCAGCGCAUGGCAACCAGCAAGCGGCUGCGGCCAAAUCCUCUCAACGCGGUACCCCUCGAUUUUCUCGCAAACGAGGACGAAACUUCGGCACUGGAUAAGCUGAAGGAUUCGGAGCGGUACCAGCUGCCCGAGCUAGAUGCGUUCAAGAGCAAAAUCGCAGACGACGACUUUGAGAUUGAGAUGCCGACCAACAGCGAUACAAAGGCCGCAGCCGUUGCAGGCAAAGCAAGCAAGAGCUGGAGAGCCCUCCGGAUAGCAUCGAGAUUCAAGUUGGCGGCCUUUGAUAAGCUCGAUGACCCGAAGAAGAUCAACCUCAUUUUUGAGGACGAUGUCGAAGGGGCUGAAGACGAAGAGGACACCGAGCCAACCGCGAGCGAGGACGACAUGCCCAAGAAUCGCGACCCCAUCAUUCUGUCUGCGUCAUCUGGCAUCGACAUCUCAUCGCUAAAGACUGCACUCAUGGAUCUGCACAAGGGAGUAUUCGCCCCUGUGGUACGCCAUGCCGUGCGCGAGCCUGAGGAUGGAGAGGUCAAUGGUAAGACCUUCCACUUUGUCAAAGCCCAGGAGUUUAAUCAGCUGCGAGACGGCGACCGAUUGGUCGAGUAUACAACUCGUGAUGGAGUGGACUAUGGCACAAGCAGCAAGGCUGUCGAAGCUAUCGUUGAAACGGGCAAAGUGCCUGUCAUUGAGCUUGAUGUCGAGGCCGCCCAAUUCGCCAAGGACAUGGACUUCUCAGCCCGCUACAUAUUCAUCAAAUCCUCCACAGACGAAACCUUUGACGAGUCCAAAAUGAAUGAGCUAUAUGACACUGUCAUUGUAGACAACGACAACCUCGAAGAAACGGCCACCAGCGUUGGAGAAUUCAUUUACGCGGAAAAGGCCACUGAAACUGAAAAAGCCGAGGAAGAAGAAGAAGAGACCCCAGCCAAUGGCGAUGCGAACAUGGAAGAUGCACCAUCGGCUGCUGACGGCAACGUGCAAUAG
This is a messenger RNA of Trichoderma gamsii, 2136 nucleotides long. RefSeq lists its product as hypothetical. The transcript has 4 exons. Bases 1 to 2136 code for a protein of 711 amino acids. NCBI's taxonomy places the organism in Eukaryota, Fungi, Ascomycota, Sordariomycetes, Hypocreales, Hypocreaceae. The record is from RefSeq and is a predicted model, not a curated record. Gene Ontology annotation, cellular component: THO complex part of transcription export complex. Gene Ontology annotation, biological process: mRNA export from nucleus; regulation of DNA-templated transcription elongation.